AUGGUCUCGAAGCUGUCUCAUCUCCAAGUGGAGCUGCUGCAAGCGCUGCUGGAGUCGGGGCUGACCAAGGAGACCUUGAUCAAGGCACUGAGCGAAGCGGAACCCUACGGGCUGCAGAGCGAAAGCCAGCGCGCUAUCAAUGCCCUCCAGACUGAGAAAGGGGAGCCCUGUCCCGACAUCCCCAACCUCCCCAACGGAAUGGGGGAGUCCAGGGCAUCGGAAGAUGAAACCUCAGAUGACGGAGAGGAAUUUACCCCUCCAAUAAUGAAGGAGCUGGAAAACUUGAGCCCAGAGGAGGCUGCUCACCAGAAGGCUGUGGUGGAAAGACUAUUACAGGAGGAUCCCUGGCGAGUAGCAAAGAUGGUGAAGUCUUACCUCCAGCAGCACAACAUCCCCCAGCGUGAGGUGGUGGACACCACUGGUCUGAACCAAUCCCACCUCUCCCAACACCUCAACAAGGGCACUCCCAUGAAGACCCAAAAACGGGCAGCCCUGUACACCUGGUAUGUCCGGAAGCAGCGAGAGGUGGCCCAGCGUAAGUAUGGCAACCACUGCUCUCCUGUCCCAGCUCCAUAAAGGCUUCUGUUCUCCCUUGCUCAUCCUUUGCUUUCAAGGAAAAAACUCCCUUGCCCCCUUGUGCUUGCAGAAUUCACACACGCUGGCCAGGGGAUACUGACAGACGAGCCCAUGGGAGAUGAUCUGCCCACCAAGAAGGGAAGAAGAAACCGCUUUAAGUGGGGUCCUGCCUCACAACAGAUCCUGUUCCAGGCCUAUGAGAGGCAGAAAAACCCCAGCAAAGAAGAGAGGGAGGCACUGGUGGAAGAGUGCAACAGGGCAGAGUGUAUUCAGAGAGGUGUUUCCCCAUCUCAGGCCCAGGGACUGGGCUCAAACCUGGUGACAGAGGUCAGAGUUUACAACUGGUUUGCCAAUCGCAGGAAGGAGGAGGCUUUCCGGCACAAGCUGGCCAUGGACACCUUCAGUGGACCACAGCCCAGCUCUGCCCCUCCUCUAACCCCCCACAGCUCUUCCUCCCUCCAGCCACCACCUGCUCUCUCACCCAGCAAAGUCCACGGAGUGAGGUACAACCAGCAGCCAGCCAGUGAGGCAGAGUCCUCCAGCAGCAACCACCACGGGAACAGCUCCAUGGUGACCACCCAAACCAUCCUGCAUCAAGUUUCUCCCCCUGGACUGGAGCCCAGCCAGAACCUGCUGAGCACAGACACUAAGCUGGUCUCAGCUCCUGGAGGAACUCUCCCUCCUGUCAGCACCCUGACUGCCCUGCACAGCCUAGAGCAAAGCCCACACACGCUGAGCCAGCAGACCCAGAACCUGAUCAUGGCAUCCCUGCCGGGGGUGAUGGCAAUCGGGGCUGGUGAGACCCCGUCCCUGGCGCCCGCCUUCACCAACACCGGAGCCUCCACCCUGGUGAUCGGCCUGGCCUCAACCCAGCCCCAGAGUGUUCCUGUAAUAAACAGCAUGGGGAGCAGCCUCACUACCCUGCAGCCCGUCCAGUUCUCCCAGCAACUGCAUCCAUCCUACCAGCAGCCCCUCAUGCAGCAAGUCCAGAGCCACAUCAACCAGAGCCCCUUCAUGGCGACCAUGGCGCAGAUACAGAACCCUCACACUCUCUAUGGCCCCAAAUCUGAAGUGACUCAAUACACACACACAGGCCUCUUACCACAAACCAUGGUGAUAACAGACACAGCCAAUCUCAGCGCCCUGACCAACCUGACACCAACUAAACAGGCAUUCACACCUGACUCUGAGACUCACACCGAAUCUGGGAUGCACACACCAGUGUCACAGGCACCAACAAUCCACCUACAGAGCCAAGACACAACCAUCCAGCACCUUCAGCCAGGCCCACGCCUCACCUCAAGCCCUGCUGUGUCCUCCAGCAGCCUGGUGCUGUACCAAAGCUCUGACUCCACCAACAGCCACAGCCAGCUGCUGCCAUCCACUCACAACGUCAUUGAGACCUUCAUCUCCACACAGAUGGCAUCUUCCACCCAGUAACCACCACAAGUAGCUCCUGAGUGACUGCCACAGCCAACCUGCCAGGUGCAACUCCAGCCCUGUUUGCCACCACAGCCUCACAAACCCCUACUCAGCUGCCUCCAGGAGAGAAAACGUCUCAAGAUCAGGACAGAAAAUAAGGAAAGAUGAUGCUGGCACUGCUAAAGUCCACUGUCCCCCACCAAAAACAGCAAACCUAAACCCCAGGAGCCAGUUCAGAAUGGCCAGACAUCCUUUGGUGGCUGCCCAAGACAGAAUCCCAACAGUGCCAGGAUGUGGAUGGGACUUUGAUUCAGCUCAGCUUUCGUCAAGCUGGGCCUGUACAAACCUGCCAACACCAGACUAAAUCAUGUGGAAAGAGCAAAGCUGAGCUGCCAAAGAAGGGACACCAGCUUUAAACACUCUCCUCCUUUGCUGCAAGGAAGUACCAACAGGAACUAUGAGAAAUAACACCUUGGAAGUUCCUGACUUUACAAUGAGAAUAACAAAGAAAUGGAUUUGGGAAUGGAUUGGCACAAACCUGUCAGUAUGGGAUCACUGACAAGCUACAAAUCCUUAAUUAACUACCAAAACACCAAACAUUCUCAGUUAAAAGCGACCUGCUCUAAAAUCAUGCUAUCCUAGUGGAAAUGGCUUGGUUGUUUUUGAUAUAGCUCUGCUUUGUUUUAAAUGCAGAAAUUAAAGUUUAACAGCUGCAAGGAGAUUCCAGUUCUCUGCAUUAACCCCGGGAUUUUCAUCUUGACUUGCUGAAUGAUUUGCAGGAUGGCAUUCCCCACUGGUCCCUCACACUGCCCAGCACAUGGGAGGUUCCCAUGCUCCACAGAGAGCAGAGGUUCCUUCAGUUUUCUCUAUAAACACUCACCCUAGAUUCAUUUUACAGAACACAGCUUAUUCUCAGCUACCAUGUAGGCUUGAUUCGUAGUUAUUGGUAUGCAAAUAACUACCCUGGGGUCUGAGAGCCUUGCUUGCACUAAGUGAAGGGUUUUAGUCCCAAGGAUCUACUUAGGUAAUUCCUCUUUAAUUAUUCCUCUCUAUUUACUCUCAACAUCCACAUCACUGAUGUGUUAUUAGCCAGAUGUGAAAACAGCCCCAACUAACAGGUUUUUGUCUGUGACUGAAACUGAACUACUCUUUUGACUGUGAAAUGGAUGAAAAACCUUGAGACUGGAAGGGAGAAUUGAAAAAGCCCAACAGUGAACUCUUCAGUUAUUGUAUCUAGGAAUGUCAAAAUUGCAGGUUUCAUUGAUAAGAGUUUCCUCUAGAUACCAUCAACAAUUUCAGUAACUAGAUUCUCUGAGGAAUUUUAUCCUAGAAUUGUUUCCUAAUUUCCCAUGUAUAUCAGUUGCAAAUAUAUCUAAUUUCCAGCUAGCAUAAAAAUAAACACAAAACAAAGCAAAAGGAAAUGUUUAGGCCACCAUGCAUUUGAAAGUCCAGGUUUAAAAAUCAGUACACUGAAAUUUUAAGUGUGCAUAAGACAAGUAACUUCUGCUGGCACAUUCUGUUAGAUUACAAGCCAGGUUUCUACUUAGCUUUUCUAUUUUUGGAUGCCAGCUGUGUUUUCUUGACUAAAAACCAGCAAAAAUCUCACAGCGAUUUCCCAUGCUCAAAGAGCUAUACUUCACUCUUCUGGUUUCUCUCAUCUGGCUUUCUGAUGUUCUGAACUACGCCAAUAAGUGGGAUUUACUGAAACCCAGGAAUCUUAAAAACAGAAGUAGAGUGUCUAUCAACAACAGUUAAUUUCCUGAAAGACUGGAGGUGAAGAAUAAACAAAGAGUCACAUUGGAAACUACCAAACCUCACAGCAUUUCACAGAGACAAAAGUCAUUAACCAGCCCAAACAAGGACUAAAAGGUGGUUUUUAAAUUAGGCUUAAAUCCUUCCUGUAGCAAUUUCAUAGCAA
Molecule: messenger RNA, 3916 nt
Organism: Catharus ustulatus (Swainson's thrush)
Lineage: Eukaryota; Metazoa; Chordata; Aves; Passeriformes; Turdidae
Gene: HNF1A
Product: HNF1 homeobox A
Biological process (GO): insulin secretion; pancreas development; positive regulation of DNA-templated transcription
Cellular component (GO): nucleus
Molecular function (GO): DNA-binding transcription factor activity, RNA polymerase II-specific; RNA polymerase II cis-regulatory region sequence-specific DNA binding
Source: RefSeq, a predicted model, not a curated record